GGACCUCGGAGAGCGCCGGGCGCUGCGACCGGAGGGACUGGAGAAGCCGCCGGAGCCGCUCCGGACCGACGCCUGCGAGCCCGCCUCUCUCUGCACCCUGAGCUUCCCGGGCUGGCAGGCGGAUAGUGGCAGCUGAGGAAGGUGCCUAAGUCGGGAAUCAGACAGACAUCCCUCUGGGACGCGGACGCCGCGGUCCGACGCGGCUCCCUCACACCUGUGUUUUUUAAAAUGAGGAAGUUUAAUUUCCGAAAAGUUUUGGAUGGCUUGACUGCCUCCUCCCCGGGCAGUGGUAGCGGCAGUGGCAGUAACAGUGGUGGUGGAAGCGGUUCCGUGCACCCUGGAGGGACUGCAGGGGUCCUCAGAGAGGAGAUUCAGGAAACCCUGACUUCAGAGUAUUUCCAUAUUUGCAAGACAGUUCGGCAUGGUUUUCCUUAUCAACCCACAGCAUUAGCCUUUGAUCCAGUUCAGAAAACCUUGGCUAUUGGGACGAGAACAGGUGCUAUACGAAUACUCGGGAGACCUGGCGUUGAUUGUUAUUGCCAACACGAAAGUGGUGCAGCUGUCCUGCAGCUCCAGUUCUUAAUCAAUGAGGGUGCUUUGGUCAGUGCAAGUUCAGAUGAUACACUUCAUUUGUGGAACCUUAGACAAAAAAGGCCAGCUAUUCUUCAUUCUCUUAAAUUUAACCGAGAACGAAUUACUUACUGUCAUCUACCUUUCCAGAGUAAAUGGCUCUAUGUUGGAACAGAAAGAGGAAAUACACAUAUUGUAAAUAUUGAAUCUUUCAUUCUUUCUGGAUAUGUUAUCAUGUGGAACAAGGCAAUUGAACUAUCCACAAAGACUCAUCCAGGUCCAGUUGUACAUUUAAGUGAUAGCCCAAGAGAUGAAGGGAAACUGCUAAUAGGUUAUGAAAAUGGUACUGUAGUAUUCUGGGACCUGAAAUCUAAAAGAGCUGAACUGAGAGUUUAUUAUGACGAGGCUAUUCAUUCAAUUGAUUGGCAUCAUGAGGGCAAGCAGUUCAUGUGCAGCCAUUCAGAUGGUAGCUUGACUUUAUGGAACCUGAAAAGCCCAAGUCGUCCUUUCCAGACCACAGUUCCACAUGGUAAAAGUCAAAGAGAAGGAAAAAAAUCUGAAUCUUGUAAACCAAUUCUUAAAGUAGAAUACAAGACAUGUAGAAACAGUGAACCAUUCAUAAUAUUUUCUGGUGGACUGUCCUAUGACAAAGCUUGCAGAAGACCAAGUUUAACCAUUAUGCAUGGAAAAGCAAUUACAGUACUUGAAAUGGAUCAUCCUAUUGUUGAAUUUCUAACUUUAUGUGAAACACCCUAUCCAAAUGAAUUUCAAGAACCCUAUGCAGUCGUAGUACUUCUGGAGAAAGAUCUCAUUGUAGUUGAUCUGACGCAAAGCAAUUUUCCAAUCUUUGAAAAUCCAUAUCCCAUGGACAUUCAUGAAUCACCAGUAACAUGCACAGCCUAUUUUGCUGAUUGCCCACCAGAUUUGAUUCUAGUACUCUACUCUAUAGGAGUCAAGCAUAAAAAACAAGGAUACAGUAAUAAGGAGUGGCCAAUCACUGGAGGAGCUUGGAACCUUGGAACACAAACAUAUCCAGAAAUUAUUAUUACUGGUCAUGCAGAUGGAUCAAUAAAAUUUUGGGAUGCUUCUGCAAUAACUCUGCAGAUGCUGUACAAGCUAAAAACCUCAAAAGUGUUUGAAAAACAGAAGGUAGGAGAAGGAAAACAAACAUGUGAAAUUGUAGAGGAAGAUCCAUAUGCCAUUCAGAUGAUUUACUGGUGUCCAGAGAGCAGGAUAUUCUGUGUUUCAGGAGUCUCUGCAUAUGUCAUAAUUUAUAAAUUCAGCAGACAUGAAAUUACAACAGAAAUAGUGUCAUUGGAGGUACGACUUCAGUAUGAUAUUGAAGAUAUUAUUACCCCGGAACCAGAAACAAGUCCUCCAUUUCCAGAUCCCUCGUCCCAUCUUUCCUCAAGGAGUCUUUCUGGAAGUACUAACACUGUGGCUAGUGAAGGAGUCACAAAGGACAGUAUCCCAUGCCUCAAUGUUAAGACACGACCAGUGCGGAUGCCUCCAGGGUAUCAAGCAGAACUUGUUAUUCAGUUGGUGUGGGUGGAUGGUGAACCUCCCCAACAGAUUACUAGUCUUGCUGUAAGCUCAGCGUAUGGAAUAGUUGCAUUUGGGAACUGCAAUGGGUUGGCUGUGGUGGAUUUUAUACAGAAGACAGUACUGUUAAGCAUGGGAACUAUUGACCUAUAUAGAUCGAGUGACCUAUACCAACGACAACCACGGUCUCCUCGAAAAAACAAGCAGUUCAUUGCAGACAACUUUUGCAUGCGUGGCCUGUCUAACUUUUAUCCUGAUUUAACGAAACGGAUCCGUACUUCCUAUCAGAGUUUAACGGAGCUGAAUGACAGUCCAGUUCCCCUGGAACUUGAGCGCUGCAAGUCUCCCACUUCAGAUCAUAUAAAUGGACACUGCACAAGCCCAACUUCUCAGAGCUGCAGUUCUGGAAAACGGCUUUCUAGUGCUGAUGUUUCAAAAGUAAACCGCUGGGGUCCUGGAAGACCACCAUUUCGAAAAGCACAAUCUGCCGCUUGCAUGGAGAUUUCUUUACCAGUUACAACAGAAGAAAGCCGAGAAAAUUCAUAUAAUCGUUCUAGAAGCUCUAGCAUCUCUAGUAUUGACAAAGAUUCUAAAGAAGCAAUUACAGCACUAUACUUCAUGGAGUCCUUUGCUCGGAAAAAUGACUCUACUAUCUCCCCGUGUUUGUUUGUUGGAACUAGUCUGGGAAUGGUGUUAAUCAUCUCCCUGAACCUACCUUCAGCAGAUGAACAAAGAUUUACAGAGCCAGUCAUGGUAUUGCCAAGUGGUACAUUCCUCUCAUUGAAAGGAGCUGUGCUAACAUUCUCCUGUAUGGAUCGAACUGGUGGAUUAAUGCAACCGCCAUAUGAAGUUUGGAAGGACCCAAACAAUAUAGAUGAAAAUGAAAAACCUUUGAGAAGGAAACUGGUCAUGAACUGCCCCUCUCCAUCCCAAGAAACAGGAGAUCAUCAGUAUACAAUAAUCUGCUCAGAAAAACAAGCCAAAGUCUUCUCACUGCCUUCUCAGACUUGCCUUUAUGUUCACAUGUUGGAUGUUAAUUAUUUGCCACUGACAGACAUGAGGAUAGCACGGACAUUUUGUUUUACCAAUGAAGGACAGGCAUUAUACCUCGUCUCUCCUACUGAAAUCCAGCGGUUAACAUACAGCCAAGAGAUGUGUGAUAACCUACAGGACAUGCUGGGAGAUUUGUUUACUCCCAUAGAGACUCCAGAAGCUCAAAACAGAGGGUUUCUAAAGGGACUGUUUGGUGGAAGUGGACAAACAUUUGACAGAGAAGAACUCUUUGGGGAAGCUUCCGCAGGGAAAGCAUCCCGCGGCCUUGCUCAGCACAUUCCUGGCCCAGGCGGGAUAGAGGGGAUGAAAGGCGCUGCAGGCGGGGUGAUGGGAGAGCUGACUCGGGCACGGAUCGCACUUGAUGAGAGAGGACAGAGGUUAGGAGACCUGGAAGAGAAAACUGCAGGCAUGAUGACCAGUGCAGAAGCAUUUUCCAAACACGCACAUGAGUUAAUGCUGAAAUAUAAGGAUAAGAAAUGGUACCAAUUCUAAACUUCUAAAGAAGCUGUGACUGCUUUCAGAAACAAUUAUUCAGGGAAACCAAAUUUAUUCCCAGCAUCACUAUUCAACUGCUAGAAGCCAGUUUCUUCUACAAAAAAAUGUUCCAUUACAGUCCAUCUGAAGUUAUCAUAAGAGAGAAGUAUCAAAGACACUGUACAACUGAAAGGCUGGAACCCUGGUUAAAAUCCCAAGGUAUGGCUGAAUUUGCCGUUUCCCGCGUGGAGUGGAGCUACCAUCUUGGCAUGUCAUUUGCUAAGGAAUUUACAUUUAGGAACUACGGGGAGUCCUCCUGAUGUGAAAAAAUCCUGUAUAAACAAAAGCAUUAAUGCACUUAAUGAAAAAAAAAUCUUUGCAUGAUAAAUUAACAUCUUAAGAGGAAAAGAAACAAAAGCAUGUUGUGACAGAA
This is a messenger RNA of Hipposideros armiger (great roundleaf bat), 4072 nucleotides long. RefSeq names its product syntaxin binding protein 5L (gene STXBP5L). Bases 229 to 3657 code for a protein of 1142 amino acids. Lineage: Eukaryota; Metazoa; Chordata; Mammalia; Chiroptera; Hipposideridae. Gene Ontology annotation, cellular component: plasma membrane; cytoplasm; SNARE complex. Gene Ontology annotation, molecular function: myosin II binding; syntaxin binding; GTPase activator activity. The transcript has 28 exons. The record is from RefSeq and is a predicted model, not a curated record. Gene Ontology annotation, biological process: exocytosis; Golgi to plasma membrane transport.